Messenger RNA from Impatiens glandulifera, 3003 nucleotides. RefSeq names its product receptor-like serine/threonine-protein kinase ALE2. Gene Ontology annotation, biological process: protein phosphorylation. The transcript has 9 exons. The record is from RefSeq and is a predicted model, not a curated record. Bases 485 to 2746 code for a protein of 753 amino acids. Gene Ontology annotation, molecular function: ATP binding; protein kinase activity. NCBI's taxonomy places the organism in Eukaryota, Viridiplantae, Streptophyta, Magnoliopsida, Ericales, Balsaminaceae.
ACACACAAACACACAUACUACUGUUUUCAAUUGCCGCGUCAAUCUUGUCUCGACUCAUUACAUGACUACUGUACUCUCUCACGGCCAAGAUCUUCGUCUUUGUUUUCAUCUGCAAUUCUCUAUCUUAAGAACCUUCUCAAGAUCCAUCUGAUUCCUUCUCCCAACAUUCUUGUCUCAUUGCCUUCUAACUAGCUCCUCGGCCAAAUCUUCCAUCCUUUUCAGAUCUAACAUUCUUCCUCCCAACAUCUGCAUUGUUGUUCUUUAGCGAGGGUUUAUGUUGAAGCUUCUUAUUUUCCCAUUAUUAAGGUGUCGAAGUCAUGCAAUCUUCUCUUUCGUUCUUCCAACUUAUUGAUGAACUCCACCAACGAGGAAAUAAACUUCACCGAAACCCUAGUCCCAUUAGGCGCCUCUCUUGCCAGGCAUUGGGGCUCGGGUGUCUUACUUUCUAACGAUGGUGUUACGAAUUCUGGUUUGAGAAGAAAAAAUGCGAACUUUGCUUCUAUUGCUGCUUCCACAGAUACUUUGUUUAGCUUCUUCCCAAACGUUUGGCCUUCCAUUUUUGCACAACAAAAUUCAUUCAGUAGCACCACUGUCAAGUCAGUCCCUAUUCAGAACUAUUAACCUGGACCGUGGCAAAGGAAAUACAUUAUCAUCAAGACCAUCAUUGUCACCCCAUAGGCCACACUUCCAGCCUUCUCCUGAGUUGCAUGCUCCGGCGCCUGCCCCUAUUCCAUCACGUCAAGGUCCUUCAGCUGGCCCGAGCUCUACAAUUCCACGAAGGCUCCGCCAUCAUCAUCGUCACAGGAGGCCUGUUUUUGUCAUUCCAGUUCCUUCUGCACCAGGAGGUUGUAGCCAAACAUGUGUAGAUCCACUUACUUCGACUCCUUUUGGUUCUCCAUGUGGCUGUGUGUUCCCUAUGAAAAUUAGACUUCUCCUAGAUGUGUCUCUCUAUGCUGUCUUUCCUGUAAUAAAUGAACUGGAGAUUGAGGUAGCUGCUGGAACAUAUUUACUACAAAGUCAAGUAAUUAUAAUUGGUGCAAGUGCUGAUAGUCAAAGCCAGGAGAAAACAACAGUGGACCUCAAAUUGGUCCCGUUGGGGGAGAAAUUUGACAAUACUACUGCCAUGUUGACAUAUGAGAGGUUUAGGCAGAAAAAAGUGCCUUUAAACAAGACCCUGUUUGGAAAUUAUGAAGUAAUAUAUAUCAAUUAUCCAGGGUUUCCCUCUUCGCAAUCUACUGGAGGUUUUGCGGGUAGUGGUCCAAGUGGGAGUGCUGGAAUCACAGAAUUCCCAGUUACUGCAAAUUUUGUCAAAAAGGGCGAAAAGAUAAACCCUGGAACCAUUUUUAUCAUUGCAUUAUCUGGUGUGGUACUUUUGGUGGUCUGUAUAGGAGCAGUUGCUGUCCUCCUAAAAUGGAGGGCUGGAAUGUCAUCUAAUGUUAUUGGACCUGUCUUUACUCCAUCUUUUAAUAAGAGACAUGGAAUAGGGUCUACCUUAUCGAGUAGUAUGGAAAGCUCCACAUCGAUGUCCCUCAUUUCCACCAUGCCUACUUCCGUUCUCUCUGUCAAAACGUUUACCCUCUCAGAGCUUGAGAAAGCAACAGAUAAGUUCAAUUUGCAAAGGGUUUUGGGUGAAGGAGGCUUUGGACGCGUUUAUCAUGGGAUUCUAGAAGAUGGAACCGAUGUUGCUGUUAAAGUACUUACAAGGGAUAAUCACGACGGCGACCGCGAAUUUAUUGCAGAAAUAGAGAUGCUAAGCCGAUUACAUCAUCGUAACCUCGUUAAACUCAUAGGCAUGUGUUUUGAAGAACACAUCCGAUGCUUGGUUUAUGAGUUGAUACCUAAUGGAAGCAUUGAGUCCCAUCUACAUGGCACGGACAAGAGAAAGGGGCAUCUCGACUGGGAUGCAAGAUUGAAGAUUGCUCUUGGUGCAGCCAGAGGAUUGGCAUAUCUUCAUGAAGAUUCUAAUCCUCGUGUGAUACACAGAGAUUUCAAGGGCAGCAAUGUUUUAUUAGAAAAUGAUUUCACUCCUAAGGUGUCAGAUUUCGGGUUGGCAAGGGAAGCCACGGAAGGGAGUCAUUACAUCUCCACUCGGGUCAUGGGGACUUUCGGGUACGUUGCUCCUGAAUAUGCAAUGACCGGGCAUCUACUGGUGAAGAGUGAUGUGUACAGUUAUGGUGUUGUGCUUUUAGAGCUUCUCUCGGGUAGAAAACCUGUGGACAUGUCUCAACCUCCAGGUGAAGAGAAUCUGGUCACUUGGGCUCGACCACUAUUAGGAAGCAGGGAAGGAUUAGAGCAGUUGGUGGAUCCCUCCUUAAAUCCUGGAAGCUACGACUUUGAUGACAUGGCCAAGGUAGCUUCGAUCGCAUCCAUGUGUGUCCACACAGAAGUGACCCACAGGCCAUUCAUGGGAGAAGUUGUUCAGGCCCUGAAACUCUUAUACAACGAUGCUGCUGACGAUACAUGCAAAGAAUCGUCAGCCCGCGACUCUGAUUUCAAAGGCGAUCUAAUGCAAUCAGAUAGCAGCUGGGGAAAUGCUGGUGGCAUAACUAUGGAAUACUACAGUUCUGGAUCGCUAGAGGAGAUGGAAAACAGGUCUUUGCCUGCAGCUUCUGGCUUGGUAUUAUAUGGUAACAGAUCUGGUCCCUUAAGAACUAUUAAGAGCAAACGGGCCUUCUACAGAUUGAAAGGAAGUAUGAGCGAUCACGGAGGGUUAAGAGAUGUUUCCGCCCUAGAAGCUUCCUUUUAGAGAAUGUUGUUCUCUGAAGUUGUACAGAACUGUGUACUAAAUGAUGGUUCUUCUUCUUGUUUAUUGUUUUAAGUGUUGGGGGUAGUAUUAGGAUUUAGGAGUUUCAAAUUUUUGAGAAUCUCAAUUUAUUGUGACAGAAGCUGGACACUAUUAUUGUUUGUUUGCUAAUUACUGAUUGGCCAUUAUUGCUUAAGACAGACAAUUGUACUAAAAGAAAAUUGGCUACUAUUAUGGCAUGCUUAUUGCUAUUUGGUGGA